AUGUCGCCUCGAGGCACAACAGGCCAUUGGCCAUCCUAUCAAAAGCUGGAAGCGCUCGAAGAAGGCGACACCGAACAGCCGGCAGUACUCGCCCGUACCCGACAAUGGUCGCUCGCGCAUCCCAUCAGGCUCGGUGCAAUCGUGACAUGCCUCGUCUGGCUCACCGUUCUCCUCUUCUAUGACCCUUUGAGGACGUUAGCGAGCCAGACGCUGUCUGCAGGCCUCGUCGAGCACAAGUUUGAGAUGCUAGACAUCCUCGGCGGCGAGGAGACAAUCAAGCGCAAGGAUCAUACGUCAGACUUCAGUGCCAUCUUGCGGCCAGAGAACGCGCGACUGCUUCAGAGCAUCGCCCAACGCACCGGCUGGCGUGCCUUUCAAUCAGCCGCGCCCGACGACUCGCCUCUGAUUUACCCGGCUGAUUUUGAGCCUCUGCGGUCUCAGCUGGCUUUAAGUGCAGACUGUGUCGACCUCUGGAUAUCUCAGUCGGCACUUUGCGAGGAAGUCAAGCGGCCUGGGCACGCACUCGCCUCCCCCAACGCCACAAAGAUUGACGUCGCUUGGGUCUGGAUUGACGGAGAGGAUCAGCGCAUGCAGGCAUGGCGAGAUGCGCUGCAGCUGAUUGAUGUCACUACUGAAGACAUAGAACGAGCUCGCUACCUGUCUGAUCCUGCCACGCGUCCCAAGCCAUCCCUGCCCGACAAGAUCAACGCGCAAGCCAAAGUUGGCGGUUUGAGCCCGAAGCACUUCCGCAAUCAUGACGAAUUGCGCUAUUCAAUCCGAUCUACGCUCGAAUACUUUCCGCAAGAGCAGCUCGAUACCCUACAUAUCAUCUCGACCGACAUACCCACUUCAGCCGAGCAUCCACCGGGACGUGUUAUGGAUCUCGCGCAGAAGCAGCUGGACACUUCCUAUCCGCGCGCAGUACAAGUGCCGCAUUGGCUUCAAAAGGCGCUAUAUACUCAGACUGAGCACGGAAAGAGCACAGAAGCGCCCGAGCUGCGUGUCACACCGCUCUGGGAUCUUUUCAAGGUCUACAUGAACAAUCUUACCUCGCCAGUCGCACAGAACGCCGCAGAAGUAUGGCGCAGUCGCGUUUUGCCAGCAUUCAAUUCCAUGUCGAUCGAGAGUCAGCUUGCACAUCUCAGGACAGGCGCAGAAUCUGUCUUCUAUGUCUGUGAUGACUUCUUUAACCUGCGCAACCUCACGGCAGCCGACGUGACUUCCCCGUUGACUGGGCCACUCUUCCGCAUGCAGCGCGGUCUUGGCGUCACCGGCAGACUUCCAGAAGAGAUCUACGAUGACCCGGAAGGCGAAUGGCGGAGCAUCAAUUACGCUGAGGGCCUCUUAGACCGUCGCUUCGGCAAGCGACUCCGUCCCUACGUCACCCAUACUGGCAAGUCAUACAAUAUGGCGCUCCUCAGCGAGGUCGAUCAGAUCUGGCCCGAUCAGCUUCGUCAGAGCGCGGAAAGCAGAUUCCGGGGUCGCCUCAUGGAAGUCAAUAUGGCUUUUCUCGCGACCCAUUACAUCGUCGAGAAGCAUCGGGAAGCCCUGCUGUGGUCAUUUUUGAUAGCCCGUAUGGAUUUCGACGGCGACGGUGUCUACUCAGUGCACGAACAGCAAGACAUUCUCGAUUUGCUAUCGCCUUCUGCAUUGCCGAGGAAGGGCACGAUGAGUCAGGACGAGCUUGCAGUCUUGUACCCCAUCAGAGGCGAAGCCGGCCUCGAUCAAAUCUACCGCGACGCACACCUUCCUGUCCCUGCAGGCACUUCCGUUCGGUGGAACUCUCAAGAAGGCUACGCGUAUACCAAUUUCCCCAUGCCCAACGGCAAGACAGGCUCGCCUUCCACGAUCUGGCCACAUUAUGGCGCUUUUCCAACUCUUGCAAGCUCUGGAAAGCCGCCAAGUUUGCUGACACCAGCGUGUAAGCUGUCUUUGUCGACAUGCUUCGCGCCUGGCUUUGCCAAUGGGACGAAUUCAAUUGAUGCGAAUUCAGUCUACCGGCGCAUGGCUUACGAGCAACCAAAUUGCGGCGAUUGUCUCAUCGUGGCUCUGACGCAUUCGAGCGGCUUCAGGGGGUUGUCUGCAUUCUUGCCGGCCAGAGGACACCACUUUGCGUCUGCUGGUGAUAGAAUCGCGCCUCGCCUGUUCGAUAGUUCGGUCUUUGACAACAUUACAAUCGCACAGAUCGAUCGUCAGCAGAUUAUCCAAGAGUACGGCUCUUUGCGGCACUUUUGCGUUCGCUUGAUUCAUCGAUACAGUCACUCCUUUGGCGAAACGCCGACAAAAUUUCUGCGCGCACAGGGGCGGAGCAUUCGUGCUUCGCUCAAUUCUGUGCUCUUCUCACCCUCGCGUAUACCCACAUUCCUCGUCAUUAAUGACGAUAUGUCUGGCAAGUCCAUAGAAGAGGGUGGCCGGCUCAUACGCGACUUCAUGGCGAAAGCUUGGACUGUACCAACGCGCUUCGAGUCUUGAACGACCCGUCUCGGGCUCAGCAUGCAACCCACUUGCACUGUGUCGUGCUCGUCGUACCUAGAAUACCCUGUUGUUGCACAGUAAUGUAUGAUACUUGAUAAGAACAACAACACAGCGAGUGGUGCGAUCAUCGACGCCCUUUCUUGGACUUGCGCUUUGGUACUGAGGCGUCUCUUUCGUCGUCAUCGCGGUCCUGCUCAUCGUCAUGACGUGCAUGCUUGCCACGCUUAUCUCUGCCCUUUUCGCCUCCAAAUCCCUUUUCCCUGAUCUCGCGAGCGGCUUCUCGAGCGGCUUCCGUGACUCGCUCGCUCAACACAAGGACAGCUUCCUUGUCGUGCGCAAACUCGGACAUCUUCUUGCCGACGACGCCCUC
Mixia osmundae IAM 14324 is the source of this 2845-nucleotide messenger RNA. RefSeq lists its product as uncharacterized. The coding region runs from base 1 to 2472 and encodes 823 amino acids. The transcript is spliced from 2 exons. Gene Ontology annotation, cellular component: Golgi apparatus. Gene Ontology annotation, biological process: N-glycan processing to lysosome; carbohydrate phosphorylation. Gene Ontology annotation, molecular function: UDP-N-acetylglucosamine-lysosomal-enzyme N-acetylglucosaminephosphotransferase activity. NCBI's taxonomy places the organism in Eukaryota, Fungi, Basidiomycota, Mixiomycetes, Mixiales, Mixiaceae. The record is from RefSeq and is a predicted model, not a curated record.